Bacidia gigantensis is the source of this 618-nucleotide messenger RNA. It is a transcript of the gene YPT7, whose product is annotated as Rab GTPase ypt7. NCBI's taxonomy places the organism in Eukaryota, Fungi, Ascomycota, Lecanoromycetes, Lecanorales, Ramalinaceae. Gene Ontology annotation, molecular function: GTPase activity; GTP binding. Gene Ontology annotation, cellular component: phagocytic vesicle; late endosome; vacuole. Gene Ontology annotation, biological process: regulation of vacuole fusion, non-autophagic. The record is from RefSeq and is a predicted model, not a curated record. The transcript has 6 exons. Bases 1 to 618 code for a protein of 205 amino acids.
AUGGCGUCGAGAAAAAAGGUCCUUUUGAAGGUCAUCAUACUUGGCGAUAGUGGUGUCGGAAAGACGAGCUUGAUGAAUCAAUAUGUCAACAAGAAAUUUAGUGCUAGUUACAAAGCAACGAUUGGAGCAGACUUCUUAACGAAAGAGGUGCUGGUUGACGAUCGCCUGGUGACGAUGCAGCUAUGGGAUACCGCAGGGCAAGAACGAUUUCAAUCAUUAGGUGUUGCAUUCUAUCGAGGAGCUGACUGCUGCGUUCUGGUCUACGACGUCAACAAUUCUAAGUCUUUCGAGACACUGGAUGCAUGGCGAGAUGAAUUUCUCAUACAAGCAAGCCCAAGGGAACCCGAUAACUUCCCUUUCGUUGUUAUCGGGAACAAGAUCGAUGUCGAAGAAAACAAAAGGGCGAUAUCAAAUAGGCGGGCAAUGACGUUCUGCCAAUCGAAAGGUAAUAUACCGUAUUUUGAGACGAGCGCCAAGGAGGCACUGAAUGUAGAGCAAGCAUUUGAAGUCAUUGCAAAGAAUGCACUAGCUCAAGAAGAAUCUGAAGAAUUCAGUGGUGACUUUUCCGAUCCUAUUGAUAUCAAUCUCGACAGGGGAGGCGAUGGAUGUGCCUGUUGA